This is a messenger RNA of Trypanosoma grayi, 3093 nucleotides long. RefSeq lists its product as hypothetical. The record is from RefSeq and is a predicted model, not a curated record. The coding region runs from base 1 to 3093 and encodes 1030 amino acids. NCBI's taxonomy places the organism in Eukaryota, Euglenozoa, Kinetoplastea, Trypanosomatida, Trypanosomatidae. The transcript has a single exon.
AUGCGACAGCAAGGGCUGCUUCGCGCCUUCUCGUACGGUCGUGCUGCGACACUUCUUCGAAGACCACACGGUGUUCCUGCCGCCGGUGCACCUGAUGUGGUGGCCCUUCACCAUUGUUGCACACCGUGGCGUGUUGCAACCCAGCAGCGCUGUGUAACGAGUGGAGAAGAGUUCUUCACACCGUCAAAGAGUGAUGACAGAGCGUGGACAGAUGGAAUGGUCGUUGAGGGUAUUCGACGUGUCUUGUCUUCACUCCCUCCACCAAGCCAGGAGGGGCAGCAGAGUGUGGAAAAUAAUGCGCACUCCAUUCAUGCACUCUUCCGCGCACUAGGUCCGUCGCUGCGUUAUCGGCUGCAGAACUCCUCCUACGGAUCGCUCAACAAGGCGCUGAAGAGCAGGCCGGAUUGGUUCCUCCUCGACGACAACGGCAGCAGAGUAAGCCUCUCAAAGGCGGCAUGGUCUCUUGACAACACUUGCAGGCGCGGAAACGGUGAUGUUGCAGCUUCCGGUACCGCAUCGAGUGAUGCUCGCUCCCCGAAAGGUGCAAUUACCGCAUCUACAAGGUGUGUACUGGUUCGUGGUGCAUUGAUCUCUACGCCAGUGGACGUUUCCAAGCCAUUACUCACACCCGAGGAGAUAGAGAAGUGGAAACUGACGCGACUCAUUCUGCCGCUUGGUCUGCCUUUCUAUUGGGACAGGGAGCCUGCCACACUCUUCCCAUACGGUGAGAAGCCGCGGCAGCUGACGCCGGAACUAGCCGAUGUUGAGGCCAUGUACAGCUCAAAGGGUUUCUUCACGCCGUCUGAUGUAGCAGCGGCAUUUAUUCCCAUCACCCCAACUUUCUUUGUGGAAACGCGCCACGUCCUAAACGCCAUGUCCCCUGGCGUCGCGCAGUGUUUUGAGAGAUGUAUCCCGAAGGAGCGUGUCGUUGAUGUCUUUCUCAAAAAAUAUCCCAUGAUAUUUAAACUUAAACUCGGCAAGUUUCAAAAGGCAGCGGUAAAGCUGAACCUAGACUUCCCCUUCAUUCGCGAGUACCCUGGCUGCGGGCGGGCAGACCGUCUCCUGCGCCGUUGGAAUCAGGAGUACCGUGCAACUGUCGGUGGUGUUCUCCCCCGUCAGUUGGCGUCGUCGUCAUCAUCAUCACAUACAUUGUCGUCCUCGUCAUUGAACGAUGCGGGUGCGCAGGGUCGGCGUGCGGAGCCGCACAUCGACAUGAAGAUAUUUGAAACACUCGUACGUCACCUGCCGCGUGUGGCGACCGAGCCGACGCUUUCGAAAGAGGAACUCGAGGAGAAGCGCUGCCGUCCAUUCCCAUUGGUGGAGUGGAUCGAUGGUUUUUCACAGGAGGACUUAGAUGUUCUGAAUAGUGUGCCACAGCAGCGGGUAUUGACGCUACUGACACGCUACACGCGCAUAUUUCAACUGAUGUGCCACGGUGAGGACUCGAAUGUGUUCAGCGAGCACACAUACUUGGAGGCGUUGAGGGACACGAAGCGCAAACAGCGUCCUUGUAUGGAUGGAGGAAACGGAGACGAUUCACCACCACCUACUUUGAAUGUGUCAAGUGAGAUACCUGGCAAUGUUGAUGGCGGUAAUUCCUCUCCAGUUGAAAGAGAGACGAAAGUGGUCGCACUAAAUGCGACGGCAGAGCCUGAGAGCAAUUUGAAGCGGCGAGAGGCAAACAUAGCGGCAGCUCUUCGAGACGAUAUGCUUGGCCUCGACGAUUUUAUCAACGACACCUCAAAUUCUGCAGUUCUUGUAGAAACAAGUACCCUGGAAGCGAAUAAAGAUGCGAACACUGAAUUCAACACCAAGGAGGACGAGGAACAGGAAGAAGCAGAUCUCACGGAGGUAAAGGAAGAAAAUGAAGAGGAGGAAGAUAGCUUCGCCUUCAAUAGCGAUGAGGGCGAUAAUAAUAACAAUAAUAGUGGUGAGAGGGGACGCCUUGGUAGUGGUUCAGGGGAAACAGACCCGCGAGUUACCGAGCAGGCGUCCACUGAUGACGAUUGGAGCGGACCGUAUAUUCCUUCCCGCUACGACAUUAUUUACGUCCGGCGUCUCCCGAAGCACAUUGCACCGCGGAGUCUGAGCGACUACAACACAACAAACUCGCCGGAACCAGAGCUGCUACGACAGAUAGCAUCCUUUCUCAAUCCUCCUCCAUCGCUGCGGGAGAGUUCACGAACGUGUACGCCACAGGUUAUAAGACUGGAAAGAGUCGCUCGCUUUCCCAGCGCAGCCAACUCUGGUCCGUGGCGGUGGGUUCCCAUACAACGCAUUUACGCCUCCCUUAGCAAGGCGCAGAAGCGACUUCUGCGGCCGUACAAGGGGCUCGUGCACUUUAUGCGACUCCACGGUGAGAUAUUUGAACUUAGUGCGGACUUUUUGUACGUCAUUGCGCACGAUCCACAAGGACAGAUUCCGCCAUUUGUCCCAACGCAAGUUACAUUUUACAGCGAAGACCGCGUGCUACUUCCGCCGACAAUUGACGAUGAUGAGAAUUCCAGAGCAGCUUUGAUAGGUGAUGCGGAGCGAAAUAAGUUUGAAGGCAUCCUAGGAGCGAGCCAGAUUCCAACCAAUCGCCAGCAGCUGCUCCUCCUCGAUCCAUUGAAUCCUCUUCUUGACCACGAUGUGCUAUGCGAGGAGGUUUCUUUCUUCAUGCCAGAUCACCCAGUUUCGCUCCCACAACUGAUGGGACGUUUACCACCGAUAUUGAGGGCGGCACUUUCUACCCGCCACAAAAACAAUUUCAAGACCAGCAAGCACCUUACCGUUUGGACAGAGAAUAACCGCAUGAUGCUGCAAAAGAGUCAGUUGGCCAUUCCAGAGUCCGCUUCAAUGGGUGAGGAAUCCCUCACAGUGGAGGAUGCUAUUGAGUGUGUGCGUGAAGUGGUUCCUGACGAGGGAGUUAUGGUUGGUCAUCUGCAGCGUAUGUUGCCCUUUGCCGCCAAGAAGGCGUUGAAGGAGCACUUUGGUAACGUAUACAACGCCCUGCUUGGGUACCCGCAGUACUUUUAUGUCGAGAAGGUUGAAGGGAGUCACUACAACAGUAUGUUGUUCCUCGUGGAGCGCCUUCAAGAGGAAAAACAGUAA